Messenger RNA from Glarea lozoyensis ATCC 20868, 924 nucleotides. RefSeq lists its product as uncharacterized. The record is from RefSeq and is a predicted model, not a curated record. NCBI's taxonomy places the organism in Eukaryota, Fungi, Ascomycota, Leotiomycetes, Helotiales, Helotiaceae. The transcript has a single exon. Bases 1 to 924 code for a protein of 307 amino acids.
AUGACCCUUACCUAUCGCAAUGGCCUCUCAAUUGGAGAGAUUAUUGUUUACAGCCCUGCGUUACUCGCCUCAAUCUAUCUGAUGAUUAGACAUGGGCUCAGUAGAUCUGCAGGCUGGUAUUUCUUGGUCAUUUUCUCGCUGGCUCGCAUCAUUGGAAGCUCCAUGCAACUGGCAACUAUCAACGAUCCUACCUCAGUUUCUCUUCAGUCCGGCUCGGCAAUCCUUCUCAAUAUCGGCUUCUCACCUCUGAUGCUCGCUACGCUCGGGCUUCUCUCUCGCCUCGUCGCCAAUAUCGAAAAGUCGACCCGGAUGAUUAUCACAACCCGACACCUGAAGAUGAUCGAGACAAUCAUCUCUGUAGGGUUGAUUUUGGGGAUAGUCGGGGGUAUCGAAUCCGGGGAAGAUGCUUCUAAACCGCCAUACCAUUACGCAAUUCAUACUUUGACAAAAGUCAGCGUCAUACUCUUCAUCAUCUCUUACGCCGCUACCGUUCUUGCAACGAUUCUUACUUCUUUCCAUGUCCCUGCUGCCGACGCAGGUGAACAUCGAAUCCUAUACGCGGUUGGAUUCUCCCUUCCGUUCCUCCUCAUUCGCUUGAUAUACUCCUGCUUCAGCACUUUCACCCAUAACAAGCAUUUCGGUGUUCUCAGCGGCUCGCCUACAGUACUUCUUUGUGUCGCACUCCUCGAGGAGUUGAUAGUAACCGUUACCUACCUGUCUAUCGGAAUGACGCUGGCGGUUGUGCCCAAGCCGCAGGUUGGCUCAUAUGAAGAGGGUGGAAAUCAGAGUAACCCACCAAAGCAAGAUAACGUCGUGUUGCGAAUUGCCAAACGAACUAUUAUUGGAAGAUUAGUCAUGGCGUUGAUUCCGAGUAAGCAGAAAGAUGUGGAGAUGCAGACACAUACAGAACACAUCCAGAAGUGA